This is a messenger RNA of Capsella rubella, 837 nucleotides long. Its product is annotated as putative cysteine-rich repeat secretory protein 17. Bases 1 to 837 code for a protein of 278 amino acids. The transcript has 2 exons. The record is from RefSeq and is a predicted model, not a curated record. Lineage: Eukaryota; Viridiplantae; Streptophyta; Magnoliopsida; Brassicales; Brassicaceae.
AUGUACUUUUUAUCCUUUGUAUCAAAAGGCCUUGUUUCGGUACCUAUCUUGGCAAUGAUGGCCACACAAGUGCUCCUUAUACGUAGCGUUUCGUCUUUGAACAUGACGAAUUCGUAUCUUAACCACAAAUGCUUGGUCAGUCAAGGAAAAUACAAGCCGGGAAGUGUGCAUGAGAAAAACCUCGAAGCUAUUAUCCAUUCCAUCUCGGUCGGUGAAAAUGUUAUUAGCGGCUAUGACAUGAUGUCCUUUGGGGAAGGUCAAGAUCUGGUCUGCGUCAUUCUCCAAUGUCGUGGUGACUCCUACGGGUCCAAGUGCCGCUCCUGCUUUGCCUCAGCCAUGGCCGGGCUUCGUAGGAGAUGUCCGAGAGAUAAAGGGGGAAUAAUAUGGUUCGACCAAUGUCUUAUCGAGAUUUCUUCGACAGAUACUGUAGGACAGCUCAAUUACGAUGACAGUUUAUGUAUGUCUAACGCGAAGAACGCGGGAGAUGAUCCGUUUUCUUUCAUAAUGAAGUGGGAUACUCUCUUCGACAACUUGACAACUAUAGCCAUCACUGAGAAAAACAAAAACUUAAAAGAGGCCACCAAGCCGGCGCUGUACGGGGCUGGGGAGAAGAGGCUCGGGAGGAAGAGAAAGAUGUACGGAAUGGUUCAAUGUACGGAUGACUUAUCUAUCAAGGCUUGUAACGAGUGUCUGGUGCAUAGUAUCUUGCAGUUUCAAAAUUGCUGGAAAAGUGGUAAACGAGGAGCGAGAGUUUUGGGUAGAAGCUGUAACUUUAGGUAUGAGCUUUACCCUUUUGUUAACGCCAAGACUGGUCCUAAUUCUUAUUUGAAGAGUUAA